This is a messenger RNA of Oldenlandia corymbosa var. corymbosa, 1518 nucleotides long. Lineage: Eukaryota; Viridiplantae; Streptophyta; Magnoliopsida; Gentianales; Rubiaceae. The record is from the annotation of a GenBank genome assembly.
AUGCCCUUCACUGCAUCCAUGGCGUCAAUGACUCGUCCGUUUCUAUUCGGCCUCGUGCCAAAGUCAGUCUUCGACUCCCAUUUGGGCGUCAUCUCGUUACUCGACCGGAGGAAGAACAACGCGAAUUGGCUCCUCUCAGUUUCUCCUCCCAAGUCGUCUGCUAAGUUCGUUUGUUCUUCAGCGAAGCACCAAAGUGGACCGGUGAAGAAACGCCCUUCACCAACUCCAAAUUCAAAGCGGAAAAAGAAGCCCAACAGCAAAAAUGGCGAUAAUACGAGAAGGGUUACUAGUUUGAGUGAUGUGGAGGUCUUGGAACAGGAAGGCGGGUCGUUCCCGAUGCCGAAGCCUCCAGCUGGGUUCGUAAUCGAUGAACAAGGCAGAGUUCUCUUGGCUUCUAAUAAGCGGAUUACUACAAUUAUUGAUCCCACAAACAACUUCCCACUGGAAUGUGUCAUCAGACGAAUAUUCAGAAGUGAUCGGGGAGAUGAAUGUAUGCUGCUCUUACCUGUUGAUAUGCCUGUUCAGAUUUUGAAAAGCACUAAUGUGGAAGGAUGGUCUGCUGUUAGCGAUGAAGAAGUUGAAGCAAUACUCCCUACCGCAGCUUAUGCCCUUGCCAAGAUACAUAUGCAUCUGGUAUAUAGCGGCUUUUGUUACACAGCACGUGGAGGAUUCUGUUACACAGAAGAUGACAUAUUUGAAUUUCGCACAGAUGAUGGUCAAGAUGUUGAUGGCUUGCCAACAGAAGGCAUAGAAAUUACAUGCUUCCAUAUGGAGGGUUCUCACUACAUGAUUUACACGCCAUCAGACCCCCUUCUCUUUGUUGCUGUCAAGGAUGAAAAUGGUGUCUUACGAAUUGCUGAUGAUGAAAUCUUGGAUGACCCAGCCAUCGUAAGUGCAAUUGAUGAGGAAACUGAAUUCAAUGCUUUAGCGGAAGAAGAGGCCGCCCUUAUUGAAGGUCGUAGUGGCACUGGGACUGGGACAAAUUCCCGUAAGGGUGCUACAGUAGCAUCAGGGAGUAGCAGUCGAUUGAAAAAAUCGGAUGUUCGGUCAUGGAUUGUAACGGAUACAGUAUCCGGUGGGCCUAAAGAUGGAUCGGUUAUUCCCAACUUCAAUGGACACGUUGCCUCUUUGUUAUGGCAGGGUACGGAUCGAGGUUGUCUCAAGUUACAGAAUAUAGACCUCGUUUGCCAGAUGUUGACAGGCUGGAAGAAUUCUCUAGGUUUUGAAAGGGCGAGGCCGCUGGUUAAGACGACUAAGUUGUCUCAAUUUCCAGGACUGAUGUUCUCGCAUAAUGAUAUCGGCCUAUGCACUUUGUCCAUCCCUGUUGAGGGAGAGAUAGUGACGGCCGUUCCCAAGUGCGAAACAGUGAAGAACCACUGUAUGGGUCUUUUGAACUUAUCUGUAGAAAAUAUGAAACCCCCAAAGUAUAAGAGUGGUGCUAUGUUGAGUCAUUUGUCAUGGACCGAGUCUGAGGUAGCACAAACCCAAAGGUACAAGCCAUUGCUUGGUUGUGGGUGA